UGCUGUCGGAUUCAUUCAGGGAAUCCUCCUGAAAGUAUCCCAUACGUCGCCGUCGCUCGCGCGUAAUCGUGUGAAAGUUUGAGUUAGUUGACACAUGUUGCUGAUUAUCUUAUCUUUGCAUUGAGAACGAUAAGUAACGUCGUAAGGUUACUGGACAUCGAAAAUAACUUCACCAUCGUGCAUCAACUGUUGUAAAAAAUGGCUGGCCUCCUAAUCUACUUGUAUUUGAGGGAUUAAAAUGCUCGUACGCUACAACUUCACAUCUUUGCGUAUUAAUCUCUUAAAAUUUUUCCCCGCUUCUCUUAUAUUUAAUUUAUCAGACGAGGAUCUGGAAUUUAUUAUAGCGCAGAGAAAAAACAGAUCCUUGAUGACAGACCAGACAGACAUACUCGAAUUAGACUGUGGGGGAACUACUCUAAUAAACUUAUCAACAAUCUACGCUGAAAAUUACCAUGUCUAUUGUUCAAUAUUUGUAUGUGUCUUCGGAAGCGUGGCGAACGUAUUAAACAUAGUGGUACUAACGAGGAAAGAAAUGGCAGGUGCCCCUAUUAACCGCAUCCUUAGCGCUCUGGCUGUGGCUGAUGUGCUGCUGAUGAUAGAGUACAUCCCUUUUGCUUACUAUUACGACGAUGAAAGGGGAAAGCAAAAUUUUUGUUACUAUGGAGCUGUUUUUACGUUAUUUCAUAUCAACUACAGUCAAGUGUUGCAUACAAUUUCCGUAUGUUUGACCCUGUCGUUGGCUAUUUGGAGGUUUCUUGCUAUUGGGUAUCCAAAACGGAAUCACCAACUAUGCUCGAACGCAAGAUGUACCCUAACAAUUUGGAUCUGCUACAUACUACCCUUAUUUCUCUGCAUUCCUGCAUACUACAUCUUUGACAUAUCCACUAUUGUUUUAAAAGAAAAUGAUCAGAACGUUACCUUAUAUCACACUGAUCUAAAAGAAGAUGUAAAGAAAAAUAAAACACUUCUUAAAAUUAAUUUUUGGUUAUUUGCAGUUUUAAUAAAAUUACUACCCUGCUUUAUAUUAACAAUAAUAAGCCUAUGGUUAAUCAAAACCUUAUUCGACGCUAAAAAGAGAAGGCAGGUUCUUAGAGGAUAUGAUUGUUUCCCUCUGACUGUAGAUGGGAAAGAAAUGAAAAGAAAAGGCAACAAAGCAGAGAGGCGAUCAGAUCGAACAACGAAGAUGUUAGUAGCAGUUCUCUUACUGUUUCUCAUCACUGAAUUUCCGCAAGGGAUAUUUGCCUUGCUUAUUGGUAUCAAAGGCCAUGAUUUAUUUCUUCAGUGCUACCAACAGUAUGGAGAAAUUAUGGAUAUCAUGGCUCUCACCAACGGAUCCAUAAACUUUAUUUUAUACUGUUGUAUGAACAGAAUGUUCAGAAUGACGUUUAAUCAAUUAUUUAGACCAAAAAUUUUAAACAGGUUGGCUGGUAACACGUCAGAUGUGCCCACGACUGCCCAACGGAACCAAUACAACGACGCUGUGAACUGCGGCAUCGAAAUUACGAAACUGUGAAAAGACUUUGAUACUUAUUGUGUAAUGUGUUGUUUAUAUACUUUUAAAUGUUAGAAAGUAACGAAUUUUAUAACUGUUUAUAAAUAUUUGUCAUAAAAUACGCCUAUUGUCUCAAAAGGAACGUAACCGUAUCUUUCGAAAUUAUAUUGUGAUUUUCAUGACCGAAU
This is a messenger RNA of Diabrotica virgifera virgifera (western corn rootworm), 1680 nucleotides long. RefSeq names its product G-protein coupled receptor dmsr-1. Gene Ontology annotation, molecular function: G protein-coupled peptide receptor activity. The record is from RefSeq and is a predicted model, not a curated record. Gene Ontology annotation, cellular component: membrane. The coding region runs from base 239 to 1513 and encodes 424 amino acids. NCBI's taxonomy places the organism in Eukaryota, Metazoa, Arthropoda, Insecta, Coleoptera, Chrysomelidae. Gene Ontology annotation, biological process: G protein-coupled receptor signaling pathway. The transcript is spliced from 7 exons.